AAAGUUGUUACCAUACACUCCCCUCUCCAUUUUCCUUUUCCAUCAUCACACACAAACGCAUAUUUUUGUCCACCAUCACCAAACAUUCUUCUAUCAUCUCCCUCCCUAAUUAAUUUUUGUUAACUUACGCCACUUUUGCCUCCGAAACUCUUAACCUGCGCACCGUUCACAAACAAAUUUUAAAUUAAUUCAUCAACACAUAUUGUAGAAAGAAGAAGAAGAACGGAGGAAGCUGGCGCAUAUUAGCAGAUCCGUUGCUCAUAUCUGAUCUGGUAUAACUGUGAAGUGUGUCUGUGUGUGUCUAUAUAUAUAUAUAUAUACGCUUAUAUAAUGGCUGCUCCACCGGCUAGGGCAAGAGCAGAUUAUGAUUACCUGAUUAAGCUUCUUUUGAUCGGCGAUAGCGGUGUGGGAAAGAGUUGCCUUCUUUUGCGUUUUUCUGAUGGCUCUUUCACUACUAGUUUUAUCACCACCAUCGGUAUCGAUUUUAAGAUAAGAACUAUUGAGCUUGAUGGAAAGCGGAUCAAGCUCCAAAUUUGGGACACUGCUGGUCAGGAACGGUUCCGGACAAUUACAACUGCUUACUACAGAGGAGCCAUGGGUAUAUUGUUGGUGUAUGAUGUUACAGAUGAGUCAUCAUUCAAUAACAUAAGAAAUUGGAUUCGCAACAUUGAACAACAUGCCUCAGACAAUGUUAACAAGAUCUUGGUCGGAAACAAAGCUGAUAUGGAUGAAAGCAAAAGGGCGGUACCUACCGCAAAAGGCCAAGCACUAGCUGAUGAGUAUGGUAUUAAGUUCUUUGAAACCAGUGCCAAAACAAAUCUAAAUGUGGAGCAAGUUUUCUUUUCUAUUGCGAAGGAUAUCAAGCAAAGGCUUUCUGACACCGAUACAAAGGCUGAGCCAACGACAAUUAAGAUCAGCCAAGCAGACGGGGGAGCUGGGAGUAGUCAAGCUGCACAGAAAUCUGCUUGCUGUGGUUCUUAAAAUUAACUGUGACGACAACAUGAUAUAUUGGGGGUCUUUUGUAAUUUUCUACUUAUCUGCUAUUCUUUCUAAACAUUUUGUGUUAGUGUGUGAUAAACAUAGGUUUCAAUUACUGGAUUCCAUCUUCUUGCAGGAUACUUAUAUUUUGCUUCACAA
This is a messenger RNA of Erigeron canadensis, 1137 nucleotides long. RefSeq names its product ras-related protein RABE1c-like. The record is from RefSeq and is a predicted model, not a curated record. Gene Ontology annotation, molecular function: GTPase activity; GTP binding. The transcript has 9 exons. Bases 331 to 981 code for a protein of 216 amino acids. Gene Ontology annotation, biological process: protein secretion; regulation of exocytosis. Lineage: Eukaryota; Viridiplantae; Streptophyta; Magnoliopsida; Asterales; Asteraceae. Gene Ontology annotation, cellular component: plasma membrane.